Penaeus monodon (black tiger shrimp) is the source of this 740-nucleotide messenger RNA. Its product is annotated as crustacyanin-A2 subunit-like. Gene Ontology annotation, molecular function: pigment binding. The transcript has 3 exons. The record is from RefSeq and is a predicted model, not a curated record. The coding region runs from base 54 to 626 and encodes 190 amino acids. NCBI's taxonomy places the organism in Eukaryota, Metazoa, Arthropoda, Malacostraca, Decapoda, Penaeidae.
CUUAGCAUUCCUUAGCUAGUUGUCGUCGAAGGCAAGACAAGCAGAAGGGCACCAUGCUGACCGUACUAAUUUCUUCUCUCCUCGUGGCUAUGGUCUCGGCUGACGCCAUUCCCGAGUUCUUGGUCCCCGGGAAAUGUGCAAACGUGGCCAUCCAAGACAACUUUGACCUUCGCAUGUACUCAGGGCGGUGGUAUCAGACCUCCAUCAUCGACAACCCUUACCAACCCUUCACUCGCUGCAUCCACUCCAACUUCGAGUACUCAGUCUUGGACAACGGAUUCCAAGUCACCACAGCUGGCUUUAGCCCUUCCAACGACUACCUCAGGAUGAUGGGCAAGAUCUACCCGACCAAGGACUUCCCAGCUGCACACAUGCUCGUUGACUUCCCCACUGCUUUUGCCGCUCCUUUCCAAGUGGUCGCCACUGACUACCACACCUACUCCUGCGUGUACUCCUGCAUCGCCUUCGACAGUUACAAGGCUGAGUUUGGCUUCGUCUACUCCCGUACUCCGCAGACCUUCGGGCCGGCGACCGACAAGUGCGCAGCUGUGUUCAGCGCCAACGGAGUCAACGUUUCUGCGUUCAAGCCAGCCCCCCACACCGCGGAAUGCGUCUACAGGGCCUGAACAAACCUUUUUCUUUAGCUUGUUAAUUUGAAUGAAGGGGCAUGAUUUAUGACUAAGAACAGUGUAUGUAAAACAUAGAUAGCUGUGUGCAAAAAUAAAACAAAUAAAUCAACA